AUGAGAAGCGCCUUUUCCGCAUGGAGCUCUACUGACGAUGAUGAUGAGGAGGAUGAAGAGGUCCAGUCGCUACCAGAAAUUGACGAGUACACUAUGGAUGCCAUAUCCAAGAUGGGCACGUACACGCCUUCUGUUCUUGGCUACUACGAGGCAAACAACAACGCCUCCUUCUUGUUCUCGUCAUCGCCUUUGGAGCGUGACGAUGGCCCAGACACAGCGCGAGGUCAGAACUUCGCUGUUCAGCCUGCGCCCACGAGUUCCGCCUCAGAGUCUUACGAUGAGAACGACUAUCCUUCGUCAUCUUUCUCACGGCCACUGCUCAGCUCAUCGUCUGCGCCAUCGUACCCUUCGUCAGCAGCGUCGGCGUCUUCGUACUUCAACUGCAAACGCCCUUUCGCCGAUGGCCCUAUCACCACGGAUCGCAUCAUAGCCGCACUCACACCUCCCCGUCCGUACGGGAAGACGAUUUCAGCAGUCUCGCCCUGGGAAGGUGGUGCUAUCGCUAAUGUCCACGACGUCUUCAUUGAGUCCCAACACCGAGUGCACGUUGAUGGCAUGUCAUUUGACAUGCUAAGAAGCUUCACCGCACCAGGCUCGGUUACUACACCUUGCUGA
Parastagonospora nodorum SN15 is the source of this 615-nucleotide messenger RNA. RefSeq lists its product as hypothetical. Lineage: Eukaryota; Fungi; Ascomycota; Dothideomycetes; Pleosporales; Phaeosphaeriaceae. The transcript has a single exon. The record is from RefSeq and is a predicted model, not a curated record. Bases 1 to 615 code for a protein of 204 amino acids.